GGCGGAGUCUGCUGGAAAGAAAAUAAAUCGAAUGUUUCCGAAUCCCGGGAGACAUUAAAGUGCCUAGUUUCGUUUCCAGGUUGGGAGGGGGGGGGGAAGCCCGUGAGCAACAUUCGGCAGCGUCGUCGUCUCUUGGCUGGGAAGCAUCCGGAAAAAGCAACAUGGCAAGCAGAGGCGGAGCCACCCGACCCAACGGGCCCAACGCCGGCAACAAGAUCUGCCAAUUCAAGCUGGUGCUGCUCGGGGAGUCCGCGGUGGGGAAGUCGAGUCUGGUCCUCCGCUUCGUCAAGGGACAGUUCCAUGAAUUCCAGGAAAGCACCAUCGGAGCGGCCUUCCUGACUCAGACGGUAUGCUUGGACGACACGACGGUCAAGUUUGAAAUCUGGGACACGGCCGGACAGGAACGCUACCACAGUCUGGCCCCCAUGUACUACAGAGGCGCUCAAGCCGCCAUCGUGGUCUAUGACAUCACCAACGAGGAGUCAUUUGUCCGGGCAAAGAACUGGGUCAAGGAGCUCCAGAGACAAGCCAGUCCCAACAUCGUCAUUGCGCUGGCCGGCAACAAAGCCGACCUGGCCAGCAAGCGAGCGCUCGACUUCCAGGACGCACAAUCGUACGCCGACGACAACAGCCUGCUCUUCAUGGAGACGUCGGCCAAGACGUCGAUGAACGUCAACGAGAUCUUCAUGGCCAUCGCCAAGAAGCUCCCCAAGAACGAGCCCCAAGCGGCCGGCGCCGGCGGCGGGCGGAACCGAGGUGUGGACCUGACCGAAACGGCCCAGCCCAGCAGCCGCAGCUGCUGCAGUAACUAGGAGGUCCGUGGCGGAUACGGUUAACAAAAUGCCCAACAAGCCCCCACCACCACCACAAAAAAAAAAAAAACACACACACAUCAGCUUCCUUCCCUCGCUCCUCACGUCCCUCCCCAGUUCGGAAUAGCGAAAGACUUUGUAUAGCAGCAUUUCUAUAACUUUUUUUUUUUGUUGUUGUUGUUUAUUGUUGUUGAUGUUCCUCCUUAUUUUUGCAAUUUUUUUUUUUUUUAAAGAAGAGUAUUUCAGUACAGUGGAUGCAUGUUAUCACUACAACGCCCGAGGCAAAUACCCUUUCACCCUCUUGUCGUAAACAAGCCCCCCCCCUCCUCACCCACAAUAUGGCUCUCAUCCUACCUCCCCCCCCCCCCACUUUCCAGUUCUGUCAUGAGAAAACCCAUCAGGAGAGAUUUUUUUUUUAAUUAUUUUUUUUUUUUUUACUAUAUCCCGGAGGAUACGUGAAUGAUUUACCCCCAGCACCCCCACCCUGAGUCAACACCGCACGUGUAGAAAAAAAAAAAAAAAAACACACAACAAAAGAGAUUCCGAACAAUUGUACAGUUGGUUAUGCUUUUUAUUUUUUUUUAUUAUUAAUUAUCUUCUCGUCUCCCAACUGGUGAAGCUGUGGUGUUUCUUCUUUUUUUUUUUUUUUUAAAAAAAAGAUUAUUCUAAUUAGCUCUGUGUAGUGUUAUUAACAAACCAAACACAAAAAAAACCUCUGGUGUCACGUUGGAAAGGAACUUUUAAUCGCAUUUGCACACAGUGUUGAUCAUCAUGUCUUCAUUUUAUACGAGCGAGUGCUUGUGACCCGCUAACGGCUCGAUGGGUUUUAACCGCGCGGCGGGCCCCAUCGGUUUUUGAGUGUCUGAAUACGACUUAAUAAAUUCAAUAAAGAUUGCCUCUCUUCUA
Syngnathoides biaculeatus (alligator pipefish) is the source of this 1718-nucleotide messenger RNA. Its product is annotated as ras-related protein Rab-5A. Gene Ontology annotation, molecular function: GTPase activity; GTP binding. The record is from RefSeq and is a predicted model, not a curated record. The transcript is spliced from 6 exons. NCBI's taxonomy places the organism in Eukaryota, Metazoa, Chordata, Actinopteri, Syngnathiformes, Syngnathidae. The coding region runs from base 162 to 812 and encodes 216 amino acids.